AGCUCCUCAGUCACCUCUCAGACGCCGAAGGGAGAGGGUGUGCUGCGCUCUCUCUCCGACUAUACAACUUCCCUACUCUUGUGCUUUUGCGAGUUUUUUGUGAGACCGAAGAGACCCAAAGACCUUAAGAUUUGAUAGUCUCCUCCUCCUCCUCCUUCUCCUCCUCCUCUUCGUCUAGCUCACCUGUGUUACCCGGUUAAUUAGCAAGCAGAUCACCAUGGCAGGCCCCGGGCGGUCUUUGCGGGUGCUUGAGCGAGAUGGGUUCUUCGAUGACGCCUUCUUCCGCGAGGCUUGGGACGACUUCGACCGCGCCAUGCAGAGCGUUUUGGAUCGCUUCGACAGUACCGGCCUGAAGCCCUUCCGGUCCUUCCCCUCCCGGUCCUUCCCCUCCCUGUCCCGCCGGCACACCGCCACACACGCCCCCCCACCACCACCACCUUCACCACCGCCACAGCAGGUGAUGAGCAGGUCCCUCCCCCGACAGGUGGACGAUGGCUCCCGCAACCACUGCCGCGAUGUCUACAGCAAGAUCCGAAGUAGUAAGAUCGACGAGGACCUUUACGCGUCCCAGGCCCUGCAGAUCACGGAGAAGGACGGCAAGUUCCAGGUGGUGAUGGACGUGAAGGAUUUUAACCCCCGUGAACUGCAGGUGCGCGCCGUGGACGACAGGAUAGUGGUCGAGGGAUCCUACCAGAAGGUCUCCGAGGAUGGGGUGUCGUCUUCGUGCAAGUCGUUCUACAAGGAGUUCACGCUGCCGCCCGCCGCCGACCUCGACCAAGUGUCCACGGCGCUAUCCAGGGAUGGCGUGCUUACUAUCCGGGCCCCCAGGAAGGACGGCGCAACACUCACAGACGCUCCACGGGCCGCCCCUGUAGCCAACACCUCCACCUCCUCCACCUCCUCCUCCACACAGCAACAGUUCAGCGACAACUCCUCCACCUCCUCCUUCAAGAGCACCUCCUCCCGUCGGGUGAUCCAAUCCUCCUCGAGCUUUGAAUCCUCCUCUGAUGGCUUCGAUUCCCUGCCCAAGGAGAUGCGUGAGAAGCUGAUGUUUUGUGACUCUGGUUUUGGAUCCACGAAGACCUCGACUUGCUCCUCCCCGGCCCCGAGCGAAGCUGGAUCCGAGUCUUCCAGAGUUUCGUCUACAAUGGAGUUUGACUUAAGCAAACGCGCUCCUGUCAAAACCGAAGUUGCGUUCAAUGUUUCUAAGGCUAGCCAAGGACCUCCACCCCACCAGGCAACCCCCCAGCAGGCCCACCCCCCGAACUACCCCCAGUCACCUCCCCCACAACCUCAACCCCCCCAGCAGCCGUACCAGCAGUUCCCCGGCCAGCAGCACCCACAACAGUAUAACCAGUUCCAGCAGUAUCAACAGCCCGCAGGUGCCCCCCAGUACCCGCAGUCCCCACCCCCACAAGCCCAGUGCCAGUCCCCAUCCCAGUACCAGUCCCCACCACCCCAGUACCCACAGUCCCCACCACCACAAGCGCAGUAUCAGUCCCCACAGCCACAGUUUCAACCCCCACAGCAGCAAUUUCAACAGUCCCAGCCCCCGCAGCAGUACACCCCCCAGUAUCCCCCACAGCAGUUUGCCCCCCAGGCCCCCCAGUCGAUCCCAGCCACAGGGACCGGGAACCAGACCAGUGUGAGCGUGACGGAAGAAAACGGAAGGCGGGUGGUCACGUCUCAAACCUCAAACGUAGUCCAGGAGAAAGACGGAUUCAAGGAACAUCGCGAGACGGCAGCGGAGAUCACGGACAAGGACAGUCAAGCCGCCAGGAAGGAAGCGACCACCAAGCUCUCCAAGGUCGAAGAAGAUCCGGAAGGGAAGUUCAAGAGAGCGGAGUCAACGGAUGCGAAUGAGGUGAGUGAGACAUGCAUCCAGCACCUCCCAGACGGCUCGGUCAUGUCAGUGAAGAAGAACUCGACCUCUUCCUCCUCCUCCUUCAAGCAGUCCUUCUCCACCGGGAUCAGUGGCGGGGAUAUCAUGGGGGGCUUUUACCCUCCCCCACCGAAUUUCCUACAGGGGUUCGAUGACUUCCGGAGCCUGAUGGGGCGUGGACACUCCCUCAUGACACAGAUGUCCACAGAUUCAAUGGGCUCAACGCUGUCCGGUAGAUCAGGAUUCACCGACAUGUCAAACUUCUCAAACUUCACGGACGGAUCUUCGCCAUUCUCCGACACGUCCUUUGGGAAUAUGUCCAACUUCACGUCCAGGUCCAAGAACUUCCAGCAGCAACAGCAACCACCCCAACAACAGCAAUACCAACAGCCUCCACAGCAACAGUCCCAGCAGCCACAGCAGGAGUUUGGGUCGCCCCGCCGGAAGGGUUUCUCCACCUCUUCCUCCACCUCCUCCACCUCCAACUUCACUCAGUCCUUCUCCAACUUCGGCGACGGGAAUUUUUAAUGUGUGUAUCUUAGGUUAUUUAUUAUAUAUUUUUGGGGUGUGAUUCUUUGCUGGUAACAUUUUUUUUCCCUCAUUUUCAUAUUUUCUGCCAUUUUAUUUUUUCGUUUCAUUUUUUUUCCUCUUCUUUUUUUCAUGUUUUCUUUGCCAUUCUUUCCGUUUUCUCGUAUAUUUUCCCUCUUCUUUUUUUCUUAUUCUCUGCUACUUUUCGUUUCCUUUCUAUUCGUUUUCUUUCCCUUUAUUACUUUGUUAUUUUCUUUCUUACUCCUUUUCUCUCUCUUUCUCUCUCUCUCUCUCUCUCUAGUUUUAAGUUAUGAGCUAAGCAAAGCCGAAACGCAAACAAACAAACAAGUAAACAAGCAAGCAAGCAAGUGUUAUUAUCGUUACUAUUAUCAUUAUUAUUAUUAUUAUUAUUAUUAUUAUUAUUAUUAUUAUUAUUAUUAUUUGUUGUUGUUGCUUCGAUUUAACUAUUUGUCGAGUCACAAACGAAUUUUUGACCCCCCCUCCUCCUCCUCCUCCUCCUCCUCCUCCUCCUCCUCCUCCUCUUCUUCUUCCUAUCACGAUUUUAUUUUAUUGAAUUCUUGUUAUGAUAUGCCUGUGGAAGUUUACACACACACACACACACACACACACACACACAGUCAAGCGUGUGUGUGUGUGUGUGUGUGUUUGUGUUUGUCUGGCUUCGUCGCUUUUCGGGUCAAAAUAAGCCUAAACAGACCCUCCCCUCUCCUCCUUUCCUCCCCUCCCUCCCUUCCUCCUCCCUUUCCUUCCCUUCCUCCUCCCUUUCCCUCCCUCCCUUCCUUAUCUCUCUUUCCUCCCCCAAGCUUCCCUCCCUUCCUCCUUUCUCUCCCGUUCCUCCUUUUCCUUCUCUGCUUUUCUCCACUUAAUUCUCCUUCUCUCCCUCCUCCUAUUCCUUCUUUCCUUAUUCUUUAUCUCAUUCCCUUUCCUUUUUCUCUCCCUUUCCUCCCUCCCUCACCCUCUCUCUCUCCUCCUCCUCGUGUGAUAAUAAUAAUAAUGUGUUUAAAUUAAGUGAAUAUAUUCCUAUUUUUUUCUUUUUCUGUUUUUUAAUCUUUUUUUUCCUUCUUCCUCUUCCUUUUUCCCUCCCCUUCCUCUCCCUCCUCCUUCCUCCUCCUUCUUUCCCUUUAGUUGUUAUUUCCUUUUCCUCUCCCUCUCUUCCAUCUACAAUCCUCUUCCUGCUUCCUCCUCCUCUUCUUCCCCUCUUCUCCCCUUCUUCCUCCUCUUCCUCUCUCUUUCCCUUCAGUUCUUAUCUUCUCUUACUCUCCCCCUUCUUCAUCUCUCCCCAUCCUCUCUUCCUCCUCCUUUUCCCCUCCUCAUCUCCUUCGUCAUUCCCUUCUUCCCCUUUUCCCCUCUCCUCUUUCUCCCUCUUCCAAGCAUUCUCCUCUCCCCAUUUCCCCCCUUCCUCCCCUCUCCCCUUCCUCCCUCCUCCUCCUCCCCACGUGUUAGGCCUAAAUAAGAAAAUCAGUUGUCUUUGUCAUUUUCUCAUUUUAUACAGCGUGACUUUGGAAUAAAAACAUCCACUUGGA
Messenger RNA from Eriocheir sinensis (Chinese mitten crab), 3954 nucleotides. Its product is annotated as WAS/WASL-interacting protein family member 2-like. Bases 218 to 2410 code for a protein of 730 amino acids. Lineage: Eukaryota; Metazoa; Arthropoda; Malacostraca; Decapoda; Varunidae. The record is from RefSeq and is a predicted model, not a curated record. The transcript has 6 exons. Gene Ontology annotation, biological process: response to heat; protein refolding. Gene Ontology annotation, molecular function: protein folding chaperone.